Molecule: messenger RNA, 1416 nt
Organism: Brassica napus (rape)
Lineage: Eukaryota; Viridiplantae; Streptophyta; Magnoliopsida; Brassicales; Brassicaceae
Product: receptor-like serine/threonine-protein kinase SD1-8
Exons: 7
Coding region: 208-1266 (352 amino acids)
Biological process (GO): protein phosphorylation
Molecular function (GO): ATP binding; protein serine/threonine kinase activity
Source: RefSeq, a predicted model, not a curated record
AGUUACACCAAGAAAACAAGUCAGGAUCUUUACGUGAGAGUCGUCAGACAGGCAGCUGCUGAUCAAGAUGACAAGAGUAAGAAGAGUGCAAAAGUUAUAGGUUCGAGUAUUGGAGUCAGCGUUUUGCUUGUUUUAAGUUUCAUUAUCUAUGGCUAUCGUAAAUGGAAGCAGAAGCGACCAUCUAUUGCGGGAAGCCAAGAUUUGCCGAUGAAGGAAGCUGUACUAUCUAGAGAAAAUAAAACAGAGGACCUCGAAUUGCCGUUGAUGGAGUUUGAUACUGUUGCCAUUGCCACUGACAAUUUUUCUGAUGCCAACAAGCUCGGUCAAGUUGGUUUUGGUAUAGUUUACAAGGGCAGGUUACUUGAGGGCAAAGAAAUUGCAGUGAAGAGACUGUCAAAAACGUCAGUUCAAGGGAACGAUGAGUUCUUGAACGAGGUGAGACUGAUUGCAAGGCUUCAGCACGUAAACCUUGUUCGUCUUCUUGGAUGUUGCGUUGAUAAGUAUGAGAAGAUGUUGAUCUAUGAGUACUUGGAGAAUCUAACCUUUGAUUCUCAUCACUUUGACAAAACCAGGCGCUCUAACUUAGACUGGAAAAAGAGAUUUGACAUUGUUAAUGGUAUUGCUAGAGGACUUCUCUAUCUUCAUCAAGAUUCACGGUUAAGGGUUAUCCAUAGAGACUUGAAAGCAAGUAACGUCUUGCUUGAUAAAGAUAUGACUCCAAAAAUCUCAGAUUUUGGGAUGGCCAGGAUCUUUGGACGGGAUGAGACAGAAGCUAACACGAGGAAGGUGGUCGGAACUUAUGGUUACAUGUCUCCAGAAUAUGCAAUGUACGGGAAGUUCUCAAUGAAGUCAGAUGUUUUCAGCUUUGGGGUCUUACUUCUUGAGAUUAUAAGUGGCAAGAAGAACAAUUCAUUCUACGACUCGGAUCGUGACCUUAAUCUUCUCAGUUUUGUGUGGAGAUAUUGGAAGGAAGGAAAAGGCCUAGAGAUCGUAGAUCCGGUAAUUGUAGAUUGGUCAUCAUCAACUUUCCGGCCGCAUGAAAUCUUAAGAUGCAUACAAAUCGGUCUCUUGUGUGUUCAAGAACGUGCGGACGACAGACCAAUGAUGUCGUCGGUUGUUUUGAUGUUUGGAAGCGAAACAACGGCUAUUCCUCAGCCUAAAACCCCUGGUUUUUGCGCAGGGAAAAGUCCCUCUGAUAGUAAACAGCGUGAAUAUAGAUCCUGGACAGUGAACCAAAUCACUCUCUCGAUCCUUGAUGCUCGGUAAUUUCAAAGUUUUCUAGCCGAUCUGUUAAUACGCAAGUCUCUGUUAAGUCCCAGUGGCUAAAGUUACAACUUCAACUAUUGUAUCAUUAUCACUGCCAAUGCUUUUGCCUUUUGGUAUGAACGUUCACGUAAAGCACAAAAAUUAGAAUAA